UUUUAUUUACUUUCCAUGACAAUACCGCCAAAAUAGUCAAUAAGUAAUAAAUACAGUGUCAAGGUUUGAUAAUCGAAAUUUGACUAUUUCAAUAAUUAAUUUGUAAAAAUUUUUUAGUAUUGUUUAGUUAGCUGUUGUGUAUCAUCGAUUGUCAUCCUAUAGUGUUUACUUCUUCGCUAGAAAUAUUUUAAUUAAAAAGUAGUUAUCUUUUGAAUAUCAAGAAGGUGGUAGAUGUUCAAUAAUUAAAAUAUUUUAGAGUCAAUCUACACUCAGAAUGACGUAACUUGCCAAUUGUCCUUUCGAUGCAAUGAAAAGUAACACAAAAAUAAUUUGGAUUUUGUGAAGUUGGUUUAACAGACUUUUCGUCUCCAAUCAUUGCCUUUAUACCUAUACUGUCAUUUUAGUUAUGUAACAUACCUAAACGACUUCAUAACUCUACUACAGACAUUAUUGCAGUAAUUAUUCGGUUAUGCGAAUCUCUUGUACAAGUUUUCAAUAAUUACCUGUGGUUACAGGUUUUAAUGUUUAUGUAAUUGGUCUAACACUUAAACUUUUAGUUUGCUUGUUAUAUUGGCAAAAGCAAAAAGGAAUAGAAAACUAGUGUGUGGCCGGAAGAAGUUCAGAAAUUAAUUUUGGCCGUAGCCAAUCAUCUUAUAAAACGAUUUUUGAAAGAUUUUUUUUGUGUCGAAUAAUAAUUCAAACAUUAAACGACCGUGAACUAGACCUACACUCGUGAUCAUAUUUCUUUUUCGUAAAAGAAGCUGGAAACAUGGACAAUCCAGCAUUCGUUCAAAAUGAGGUUCCACUAAAAGAUCGGAAACAAGUCUCAAUCAAAGAACUUCCGCCACAAAAUGAAAACUUCCAAGGAAAUUCAAAUGGUGAAUUAAUGUACACCGUUGAUGAUGUUCCUCCAUGGUAUUUGUGCCUUUUUUUAGGUCUACAGCACUAUCUCGAAAUGAUUGGCGCUACAAUUGCGUGUCCAUUUUUCCUAGCUCCAGCUCUGUGCAUGGCAGAUGAUGAUCCUGAUAAAGCUAACAUUAUAUCAACUCUGGUUUUUAUGUCUGGUAUCAUAACCAUAUUUCAAAGUACAAUUGGAACAAGGUUGCCAAUUGUUCAGGGCGGCAGUUUCUCGUAUCUAGUACCAUCUUUAGCUAUUAUGAGUUUACCGCGAUGGAAGUGUCCAACUACGGAUGUGUUUGACACUUUGUCCGACGCAGACAAAACGGAAUUGUGGCAAGUUCGUAUGCGAGAAAUCCAAGGAGCUAUCAUUUUUGCCGCUUUAUUUGAAGCUUUGUUUGCUUUUACGGGUCUCAUCGGAUUUUUGGUAAAAUAUUUAACUCCCUUGGCUAUUGCUCCUGCUAUAAGUCUCAUUGGCAUAUCUUUGUUCCAAAGUGCAGCUGAGGAAGCUUCUAAAAACUAUGCGGUGUCGAUAUCUCUUUUGUUGCUACUAGUCAUUUUCUCGCAACAUUUACGAAAUAUUAAAAUCCCAUUCCUUUGUGGAAAUGCAGAACCGAACGGCAAGAAAACCAAAUUUCCCCUGUUUCAAGUGUUUCCGGUUUUACUAUCCGUCGCAACAGUAUGGGCUAUUUGUGCAAUUUUAACUGUAACCGAUGUUCUUCCUGCAAAUGAUGCGGCCCGAACGGAUUCGAAAAUAAAAAUUAUGACGGGUUCGUCAUGGUUUCGUGUUCCCUAUCCAUUUCAAUGGGGCUGGCCCACUGUUUCAAUAGGAGCUGUUCUUGGUAUAUUUUGUGGUGUCAUGACAUCUACAAUUGAAUCACUCGGAGACUAUUUUGCUUGUGCAAGCAUUGCUAAAACUACGAGUCCUCCCAUACACGCUCUAAAUCGUGGAAUAUUCAUUCAAGGUUUUGGUUGUGUUCUAAGUGGUUUUUGGGGAUCAGGUAACGCAUCAACGUCAUAUUCAAACAAUAUAGGGACGAUUGCUGUUACGAGAGUAGCAUCCAGGAGAGUGAUACAAGUAUCCGGAGUCAUCAUGAUAAUUUUGGGAUUAGUGGGAAAAGCUGGGGCUGUUUUUGUAUCGCUACCUGAUCCAAUUAUUGCCGGAAUGUUUUUAUUUAUUUUCCCAUUGAUUAUGGCAGUCGGUAUAAGUACAUUGGCUGAAAUUUCCUUGGAAUCAGCUCGAAACGUCUUUAUCGUCAGUUUCUCAAUUUUUAUGGGACUUACAAUAUCUGAAUGGGCCAAACAUAAUGAAGGAGUAAUUCAAACCGGAUCUGAAGAAGCCGACAAUCUUAUUCAAAUUUUGCUCAGUACCGGAAUGUUCGUUGCUGGUUUCAUUGGAUUCGUGCUUGACAAUACAAUUUCUGGAACUGACGAAGAAAGAGGACUGACUAGACGGAGAAAAGCACAAUUGGAAGCCCAGUUGGCUGGAGAUACUUCAUUUGAUUUUCCUUGGGGAAUGGAAGCAAUUAAAAAGAUAAAAUGGCUGCGAUAUCUACCGAUCUCACCGACUUACGAAAAAGACCUGAUCGAAUUUCUACCAUUUUGUAAAAAGCGAAAAGUUGUCAUAUCCGAUGGUGUGAAUGGGAACACAACUCACUUGUGAUUUGGAGACAAGAGGUUUACCAGCAGAGAGGAGAUUAAUUUCAUUUUAAAAUUUUGAAUAAAUCGGUUUUACG
Messenger RNA from Bradysia coprophila, 2633 nucleotides. RefSeq names its product solute carrier family 23 member 2-like. NCBI's taxonomy places the organism in Eukaryota, Metazoa, Arthropoda, Insecta, Diptera, Sciaridae. Gene Ontology annotation, biological process: transmembrane transport. Gene Ontology annotation, molecular function: transmembrane transporter activity. Gene Ontology annotation, cellular component: membrane. The record is from RefSeq and is a predicted model, not a curated record.